Molecule: messenger RNA, 7385 nt
Organism: Trichomycterus rosablanca
Lineage: Eukaryota; Metazoa; Chordata; Actinopteri; Siluriformes; Trichomycteridae
Product: basic helix-loop-helix domain-containing protein USF3
Exons: 6
Coding region: 80-6916 (2278 amino acids)
Biological process (GO): negative regulation of epithelial to mesenchymal transition; positive regulation of transcription by RNA polymerase II
Molecular function (GO): RNA polymerase II transcription regulatory region sequence-specific DNA binding; DNA-binding transcription activator activity, RNA polymerase II-specific; protein dimerization activity
Source: RefSeq, a predicted model, not a curated record
UGUGAAAAUGUAGAAGCUGUGAGUUUUUAAAGUUGAAGUUUCAUCGCGAUGGUGUAAUUCGACUGCAGUGUGUGCCACCAUGCCUGAGAUAAUACAGAAUCAGCCUUCUACUCAGAAACCAGCACGAAGAAAAAAGAACAAGGAGACACACAAUGCAGUGGAAAGGCACCGCAAAGAGAAAAUCAAUGCUGGUAUCCAACGGAUUGGAGACCUCUUACCCUGCUCUCAGGCUUUAAAACAGAGCAAGAACAUGAUUCUGGGAGAAGCUUUUAAUUAUAUCUCUAAACUGAAGCAACAAAACGAUGAAAUGCUGCUCAGUGGAGCAGAUAAAGUACAAGCGGAAGAGAUAAAACGCUUACGCCAGCAGGUGGAAGACUUAAGAAAGGAAAGUGGGCAUUACAUCGACCUCCUGAAAGCGAAUGGCAUCAACUUUCUGGACGACCCUACAAUCCACUGGAAAGGCAAGCAGCGCUGCGCAAAAGUGGCCAAAAUAACACCAACUCAUCUGACGUCAAAGGGAAUAAUCGUCUACUCCAGUGAGAAUUCGGCUUCUUCCACGAGCAAAGUCGCCAUUCCUCCGGAUUCGGUUUCUCACCAGGAUAAGCAAAUAGGUGCGGGUCAAACGCUCAACGAAAUAACGGUCGUCUCCAGUACGUCUUCACAGAUCCCCCUAGCGACCCUGGUUCCUGCUGUGUCCAAGCCUUGCGUCGCAGUGGUGGAGCAGUACACCGCCAUGGCACCAGUCGCUCCAAAAUUGCCUCCUCCAGUGAAUUAUAUCACACUUCAAGGCUUAUGUCCUAAAAUAGCCGUGACUGCUCCUGUCCCUCAUCAAACCCAACCAGCAAAGCCUACGCAGAGUCUCAUGUCUUCCACCGGUUGCCCAGUGUCUCUCCGACUUCAGCACGUGCUCAGUUUAACCUCAUCGCCUCAGACCGUGGUCAGUAAUGCUCCUUUAGCGUUGCCACAGAAUUCUGAAAACGUAUCCCUUGCUCAAGCACUACCAACCAGUGUCACCCAUCUCAGAACCAGUGCAGCCAGCAGCACACAGACCACUUGGUCAACACUACAGGUCACUGGUAACACAGUGCAGCCAGUCUGUCAAUCUCUGGCCAUUGAAGCCAGUAGCACUGGGCACAAUAUUCCACAACUGUCAGUAUGUCCUGUUGUGUCCAAGCCUUUCCAAGAUCAAACCCCAGUUCCUGUGCAACUGCAAACCCCCCAACCAACACACAUCCCACAGCUGUACCCACCUUCAGGUGAUCUUCAGACAGCCAUGGUUACUAAGACAUCACUUCUACCACAGACAACUUUGGUAACCAAACCUGUGGUCCUUCAUCAGGCGUCCGUCGUAUCCCAGACAGCGUUACUGACCCAGCCACAAAAAACCAUAGCUCAACCUACUAUACUACCGAAACCUGUUCCAUCAUCUACCCAGUCCCACACUUACCCAGCCAUACAACCUAAGCCUCAACUCCAUCAUGCCAUCCCACCUCAGCCUGAAGUACCACCCGCUAUACCUUUCCAGCCUCAACCCCAACCAGCCGUUGGAAUGCCCCAGGCCCAGUCUGCUACGGUGCCUCCGUUUCAGCACGCCGUUGUGCCCCAGUCGCAAGCUGCCACACUGCCAGUCCUCCAGACAAUGCAGGUUCUCCAGGUGAACUCCGAUGGUACACCGAUAAUUGCUGCACCCCCACCUCAGAGCAAUCCGAACGUUGUUAUUCUGCAGCAGGCCAAUCCAUGUCCAGCUCCACAAGUCAUUAGAGAGGAUUUGACCAAUCAGGCGGCGUGCCAGCACAUUGUUAUAAUUCAGACGCCAACGAUGACGCCAGCUCCGCAGAAUCAUCAAACCAAUGUCGUUCCGACCGCGGUCCCUACUUUGGCUAGUCAGAUAACCAACUCCAGCAACGCCUGCACAACUGCUGUACAAGCAAACGUGGCAAAACAGCUGGUUCACAUCCUCCCCCGACCCUUAACACAGGUUCAGACUCAAACUCCCCAAACUAUCACUGUAAACGGGAAGGUUUAUGUUUUACAAUCAGCCAAGUCUGUAGAAAAGGGAAACUCUCAGGUUACCCAAAGUGCUACUCAAAUUAUUCAACCCAGCAGUGAGGAACCCAACACUAAUGUUGCAUUGAACUGUCUGGGUGCCCUCACUAGCCUUAGCCAGGGCAUUUCACAGGUCUCGAAAGAAAGCAACGCGCAACCACUCAACAUCCCAGCAUCUUCGGACACUACAGUGCAACCUUCUACGUCUAAAAUGGUCUUAGCUGUCGGUACAUCUGCCGAGCCUGUUGCCACCACUGCUACGCCUGUGUCAUCGGAAUCGUUAAGUCGUACCGUUAACGUCGUGCCAAAAACGACAAACCAGCCCAAGCAAGCUUCAGGUAAAAGGGUCAGACCGGUCCGAAGAAAGUCACAGACGAUGGAUCAGAAGAGGAGCAAGAGCAAAAAAUUUUCAAAACCAGUCAGUAGUUGUGUGUCUGGGGAAACUGCUAAACAAGGACACGUAUUUACUAACACAGACUUUAGUUCGACUAAGUCUAGUGAGAAUACUACCAGUCAGAGUACCCCACUGGUCACCAGUAUUACCUCUACAGUCAGCUGUUCUACAGCUUCUGGAACUCCAGCAAAUGCAACAACUGUGACCUCUACAGUGGGCGAUGUAGAAGUACCACAGACAAAAGUGCAACCCGCCAGUGCCCCCCCUCCAGCUCGUCAUACAGAAGCUGAUAGUUCAGCAGUCCAAACAAACACUAGCACUGGUUUAACCCAUACUAUUGACCUCGAACAAAAUGAAUCAGCGGUUGGUCUUUUGUCUUCUCAGAGUAGUACACUGGACGGUGGUAAUACGUCAUCCUUAACGUCCAUUAUUAGUAAUUAUAUUGCACUUAUUUCUCCAAGUAAUUCAACAGUCAGCAGCUGCUCUGCCGGCUCCAAACCAACACAAUCAAGUCCUAAUUUAGUCGAGAACAAAACGAGUCUUACCGGUGGCAGCUCUGCGGAUAAAAAUAUUGCCGUCACUUGUGUUGAUUCUUCGCUCGUCCAGCAAAAAAAUGUACCUGUGGUGUCCAGCGCUGAACCAACGAGAGGAGAAGCAGCCUCCGUCUCGCAGAAGGUUCCCCAAAUCCAAACCCAAUCUGCCAAAGCGGAGAGCUGUAAAUCGCUAGAUCGUUCACAGGUUCAGAUACCGUUUACUUUGCCCUCAACACCAGUUACCUCAGACUCAGUAUCCCGAGGGCUUUCUCAGGUUCUUCUUAAAGAGCCGGUUGUUAGUACGUCUAUCUCGUCCACUAGUCACGUUAAUUCUGUAGGAACGAAAACUACAGAGGCUAAUAAGAACAAAAAAAAUGUCCAUGGCGAACAUUUAAGUGCCAACCCAGAGCACGUAACCGUGGCAAAUUCUUUUAUGCAUAAAGAAGCCGUUCUUUCGCAGGACGCAUCAGCACUGGAAAGUGAGUCUUUCGAUCCGUCACUAGGUUCGAACAGACAGACUGAUUCACCAAUGGGAGGCGCGACGGGUAACAAAAGGUUUUCAGUUGCAUCAUUACUUCCGCCGGGUCAUAAUACCUCUGCUCCGGCGAGCACGUUCGGCUCUUUCAGUUUCACCUCGGAGCAGACGGAAAUCCUUGCCAUGGCUGCUAGAGCCAUAUUCGAGCAAGACAGUCCGGGACAAAGAAGUGGGAGCUGCAGCGUAGCCGCUUCGAGUACGACUACCACCGGAUGGGAGCACCCAAAAACGCAGCAAGCCCCCGUCGUUAAAGAAAGGGUCACAAGUCAACAGAUGCCAAAGCAAGUAAAGCAAGAUUUACAUUUGUCAAAGACUUCCCAUAUCGAGGUUGCGGCAAACAGUGUGAGGCUUCCGCCAAGCACGGCUUAUUCACAAUCACAACCGGCUACUCUCACUAGUCUUAAUGUCACUAAUCUCAUCAGGCCGAGCUCUGUCCAGCCUUACGCAGGGUCUCCGAAUCUUAGUCAGCAAGUAUCUGUGUCCUCACCAGCCGUAGGAACUGUUCUAAUAUCUCAAACGUCAUCUCAGGUUACCCAAAGCUGCUCUGGCCCUGUGCAAGUUAAUGAGUACACGCCACUGAAAACGGCUCUCAUGAGAAGUCAGAUUGGUGUCGCGAUGGCCGAGCGACAUCAGAAGGAUCUACCGAAGCGCUCCGCCCAAGACGAUCUAGUUCUUCCUAUCAACAAGCGCUCCAAGCCAUGCCCGGGUAGUACUGUUACUCGGGCAGAUGUUACUAAGGCAGCAGAACAUGUCCAAGUCAUGUCUGGACAAAUGGCAUCAAGUUCCUCAUCAGUUAUGACGAGGAAUCCCUCAGACGGUGGAGGGCCCAUGUUUUCUGGAAACAACUUUAUGAGCACCGUGCUGCGCCCGUUGGACGGACACUGCCCCGUACAGCUGGCACCGCAUGAGCAAAACCAGCCUAGCGUGCUCCAGCUUCAGCAGGGCCACGCGCAACACAACACCCCGCAGCCUGGACCAAACCUGGGAGGAAACCAUUACCUCAAACAUCAGCAGCAACAGGAGCAACAGAGACACCUCUAUCAACUCCAGCAUCAUCUCACCCAACCGGACACUCAGAUCCACAACAUUCAACAGAGGGUCCUGCUGCAGGAUCAGAACGUCCACAAAAAAAGAGUAGUGAGAGGUGGGCAGACUGGACCCCCUGUUGGUUUGCAGAAGAAUAGUGUGCAGCAUCAAUCGCACCAACAGCAUGCUCAGCAGCAUCAACAGUCUCAACAGCACCAACAGCAAGCUCAACAGCAUCAACAGCAACAGUCCCAGCAGCACCAACAACAGACCCAACAACACCAACAACAGUCCCAACAGCACCAACAGCAAGCUCAGCAGCACCAACAGCAACAGUCCCAGCAGCACCAACAGCAACAGUCCCAGCAGCACCCACCACAUCAGCAGCAACCUCAGCAACACCAACAACAAAAACCGCAGCAACUUCAACAGCAGCAACAGAUACAACAGAGUUCACAUCCAAGGCAUCAGCAGCUUCAGCAGCAGCUCCAGCAGCAGCAACACUUCAGUAGACAAGAAAAGAAUUGUGAAGGCCAACAGGGACCCAGGGCUCACCAGAGCAACCACUUGGGUCAGCAGGAUCGACAGCCUGGGCAGGAUCACGGAGCCAUGCAAAGACUAAUCAGUUCUCGCACUUUAGAGCAGCACUUGACUUCGCAGGCUAGCAAUCCUGUUUCCCGUUCCUCGGACCACGCCUGUACUCCAUCACGACAGGAGCGCCAUCGGCUUUCUAGUUACUCCGCUGAGGCGCUCAUCGGCAAGACUUCAAGCGCUGCUGACCAGCGUCUCGGACUUCAUCUUCAGACCUCCCGUGGUAAUCCGCAGGAUCCGUCCGAGCUGCAAGGUUAUGUCGACUCCUCGCAUGGUAAAACAAAUAUAGGACAUAAUCAACAAAGUAGACCACCCCAGGAUCACCCAGGAUCUGCAGACCUUCAGCGCCUAUCAGAGUGUCUGCCUUUCAAAACCAUCAGUAAUGGGCCUCAGCAUAACAACUUUGAAGUGCAAGCGUCUCGCAACGGUGACAUGAACAGCAAAUCUCUGCCGACAGCUCAGAGGGGUCCUCAGUCACAAACCAGCUUUAGGAUCGGGGCCGGACCGUCCGGUGAUGGACGUGCACGCGGUACAUAUGGAGCGCAUUCUUCAGCACAAGGGCUACAAGGUGCAUCCGGACUGCCACGUGAGCAAGACUCCUGUCACCAGAGCUUUAUGCAAAGCCUUUUGGCUCCACACCUUCCCGAGCAAGCCGGACACCAGAGAGGCACACAAGGCUGUCCGCCGGCGAGUAUCGAGUAUAGCUGCGUUCCUGGAGUUUCCUCCGGGGAGCUUCAGGUUAAAGUCUCAAGCCCUAACCUGCACCCCUCACAGACGGCUCCUCAAAUGCAUCUCGGGGACAACAGUAAAGGCCACAUUUCCCAAGGUGGUGGGAAUUUGCAUGGUUCAUCUCUGAGAUCAGUUCUACCCCAUCCACCUUCGACACCCCACAGUAGCUCGGACACAGGUCGAGCUCAAGGCACCUCCAGGUCGCUCUCAGCUGUAAGUCAGAGAGUCCACCAUAUCGGACCAGAAUCACAAAGCACGAAAAAUCGGCCUGGAGAUCGACCGAGGUCCGGGAACCUGAGACCCGUGAACACGUUCGAACCUGAAAAUCCGUUGCCGCUCACAUCGAGUGGUGGUGUACUGCUUGGCCGCCCUCAGACAGGCAGUGAACCUCGUCGCCGAGGCAUCGUGAGGUUUAUGCCAGACGGUGCACAGGUCGGCGCAGACAACAACUUGGUGUCAGAUCAGCAUCUCACCCAGAAUUUUGGGUUCCCCUUCAUCGCCGAGGGAGGUAUGAACCAUCCACCGUCCAUCAAUGCGAAUGCAUCUUUUAUUCCCCCAGUCACCCAAUCAAAUGCCUCACGCACCCCCGCUCUUCUUCCUGUUGAGCCUCAGAACACACUUCCAUCGUUCUACCCCUCGUAUUCGCCCGCCGCUCAUCCCAGCCUUUCCAGCGAGAUUCCUUUGCAGUACUUCUCAAACCAGAUGUUCACAAGUCCGAGUGCCGACAAGAGCAGCACGACCCCGUUAAACAAUCGCUUCGGCUCGAUCCUCUCUCCCCCGCGUCCCGUCGGCUUCGCACAAGCGAGCUAUCCUCUGCUCCCGGACAUGACCCCCAUGCCCAUCGCCAACUCUUCCAGCAUUACUCCACAUCUAUCAAACUUCAACCUGACUUCUCUUUUCCCCGAAAUAGCCACAGUGAUGCCCCCCGACGGCUCCUCCAUGCCAAUGUCCCCCUUACUGUCGCUUGCCAGUACGACGUCUUCAGACUCCAACAAGCAGUCGAAUCGCCCAGCUCACAAUAUCAGUCACAUUCUUGGGCAUGAUGGUACAUCUGCUGUUUAGCACCACAGUUCUGUCUUUUUAAUCAAGUUACCCUACUGGUCUGAGUACUGUGUAUAAAAUAUAAAUCUGGACCUGAUCUGAUGAAAAUCAGUAAAUUAAGUAUUAAAACUUGAAAUAUUUUACUUAAAAAUCAAUUUUAAUACCUGUUUUCAGUAUAAGAUCAUAUCUGGCCCCUAAAUUAAAUGUGGUUUGAUAGAAAUUCAACCUUAAAUUCAACCAAAUUCUUGAAUUCAUGCCAUUUGAUCCAGUCCAACUUCGUGUUUCUUAUUAUGAUCAGUAACACCCGAGGUGUUAAAUAUCUAAACAUAAAACAGUAAGAACCAUUUUUUUGUGACAAACCACAGGCCUGAUAUUUCUAUAUGUAUGACUGAUGGACUGAAACGUCCAAGUUUUUUACCAUCUCUUACAGAGACUGUUUUUAUUAAUUAGUAAAACAUGAACGAGUUACAAUAUUUUUACCUAUUUAUGA